This is a messenger RNA of Limulus polyphemus (Atlantic horseshoe crab), 684 nucleotides long. RefSeq lists its product as uncharacterized. The record is from RefSeq and is a predicted model, not a curated record. The coding region runs from base 1 to 684 and encodes 227 amino acids. The transcript has 2 exons. NCBI's taxonomy places the organism in Eukaryota, Metazoa, Arthropoda, Merostomata, Xiphosura, Limulidae.
AUGGAGGUGGAUCCUUCGAAUAGUGGUAACAAGAGAGUUUUGGAAUCAUCUGAUACUCAUCUGAGUAAGGCUCGAAUACCUCGUGUGAGAAAAACUACUAACAAAAAAAUCCUUCACUGCAUAAAAUUCUUUGCGACUCAGAACCUGGCUUUGCGAGGACACAGGGAGUCACUUGAGCUAGUCGAUGACUCCAAUGUGAAAAAUUUCCUUGGCUUACUGAAACUACUGGCCAUCUUUGACCCUGUCAUGAAAGAACACCUCACUCGUGUGGAAAGUCAUUCUGAAUCCAAGUCUUAUUUUUCACCGGGUGUCCAGAACGAAUUCAUUCAUAUGAUGGCAUCUACUAUUCGCCAGAGUUUACUGAGAAGCAUUCGUAAAGCCAAGUACUAUGGUCUCAUGUUCGACUCGACUCCUAGUCAGGCACACCGUGAGCAGAUGUCAGAAAUAGUGAGGUACGUGGAAGCUGAUUUUGAGAGGACAACAGUCCUUGUUGGUGAGUCCUUCCUUGGUUUUAUCCAGAUAAGACAGAAGGAUGCUGAGAGCUUGGUAGAAGACAUCUUGAAACAGCUAGAGAAGGACGAAAUGAAGCUACACGAUUGUCGGUCACAGUGCUAUGACAAUGCUGCUGUGAUGGCUGGACACAGAAGUGGUGUUAAUUUUAUUAAUAAUCUUGUCUUUAGAUAG